Messenger RNA from Lachnellula hyalina, 603 nucleotides. RefSeq lists its product as uncharacterized. The coding region runs from base 1 to 603 and encodes 200 amino acids. The transcript has a single exon. NCBI's taxonomy places the organism in Eukaryota, Fungi, Ascomycota, Leotiomycetes, Helotiales, Lachnaceae. The record is from RefSeq and is a predicted model, not a curated record.
AUGGAUAUCGGCACGCCCACCACAUUCCUCGACUCUCACCCCACCGAACAAAACACCUCCUACAUCGUCUCCGGCCUCUCCUUCUUGCGCGGCCAGCUCUACACGGCAUGGACCGGCAUCGUACCCAAGCCGCUUCUGGCCGGCUCGCUGCGCAUAAUCUGGUAUACGGAUAAGGGAAAGGAAGGUAUGAAGGACUACGAACUGCACCAAGCCACGCUGGUGCGGGAGAACUACGAGAUGCUGUGCUCGCAUCCGGAUGUGCGGCGCGUGCUCGUGAUGGGGUAUUCGGGGCAGAAUCCGUGGGUGCUUAAUAGCAAGGGCCUUGAUAAACAGUUGAACAAGAUGAAGAAUGAGGCGAGGAGGGCGAGGGUGGCGCAGGAGAAGACGGAGAGGAAGGGGGGUGUGCUUUCUAAGGGACAACCUGCCGUGGUGAAGAAUGGGGAGAACUCGAGUGGUGCUGUGGCGGGGCCGCAGAUGGGGACGCUGCUUGAUAUUGAGGAUGUGAUUGAACAGGCCGAUCGGGAGGAGGAGCAGAAGCAGAAAAUGGCGGAGGAGAGGACGUGGAAGGAGAAUGAGGGGCUGUUGAGUGGGGAGAUGGUGUGA